Schistosoma mattheei is the source of this 5167-nucleotide messenger RNA. The record is from the annotation of a GenBank genome assembly. Lineage: Eukaryota; Metazoa; Platyhelminthes; Trematoda; Strigeidida; Schistosomatidae.
GAAUUAUCUUUUCAAGUAACUUAACGACUAUGCUAGUUAGACUGACAGUUCAUCUACAAACAAUUGAACCACUUAAACUCUAACUCAAGGUAGAUUAUUAAAAGAAUGUUUGUUUAUUGAUAAAUAAACAACUUCAGAGAUUAAAACGCCUACUGACCUUGUAGACUUUAAAAAAUAAAUUUUAUUUUCGACCAAAUUUAUUGUGACUAACCUGAAAAGCGCGUUCUAUGAAGAUGUUGUUACAGCAUCAGCUGUUUUUCGUGCAUACAUUCAUCGUUGAUGUGUUUUGAGUUGCAUGACCUUAUAUUACAUUUGUCCUGAAAAUAUCUUGCGGAAAUAAACAAUCUUUAGUGUAAAGAAAAACAUGUCCGGUUUCGUGAAAAUGUGUGAACUUUGUGGUGGUCAAAUUAGUGAACAGUCAGAAUUUUCCUUCGAGGACAUGAUCACUAACUGGUUAGAUGAAAAUCCUGAAUUCGCUUUCAAGUACUUUGUCAAAUCAGCAUCUCCAAGCAUGGUUGAAGCCUGGGCUAAUGGACGUAAUCAUAGUGAAUCUGAUGGCCUCUUUGAUAACUCAAUAAAUGUCUUGGACGAGCAUAAUGAUAAAAAUGAUGAUAAAAUUUCUGUGACUACUUCUCUAUCACUACCAAUACGUAAGAUAAGCAGCCAGGAUUUGGAAUUAACCCAUGACAAGCGUAUUUUAUCUUCUAACGAAGAUGGAAAGCCCACAUUUAUAAACUCUGUGUUCUUUCCUUCCCCUGCCACUGAACACAUCGAUUUAAAUGCUAGUCCUGCUCGUCAAACUGUGCCUUCACCAAGUCGACCAACACAUCCAACUGAGAGAGAUUUGAUAAGUGAACUUGCUUUGGAUAUUUGUCAUGAACUUGACGUGACAUCUUUAUGCUUUAAAAUUGUCCAGAAUGUUUGUAGACUAAUUAACGCUGAUCGUGGAUCAUUUUUCCUUGUGGAAAAGUCACGUUCAACCGGUGAGGAUGUUCUUGUUAGUAAACUUUUUGACAUUACAUCUGAGUGUAUAUUGGACGAUGUUUUACAACGAUGUUCCUCUAAUCACAUCAUUGUUCCUUUUAAUGUUGGUGUAACCGGCUACGUCGCACGAACUGGAGAUUACGCGAAUAUUCCGGACGCAUAUGCUGAUCCUCGAUUUGAUGAUUCCGUAGAUCGUGUAACAGGAUAUAAAACGCGCUGCCUUUUAUGCAUGCCUAUAAAAAAUGUUGACGGAAAAGUGUUAGGUGUUGCAUUGGUUAUCAAUAAGACAGUUCCUUCUGAUCAGCAUCAUGAUCAAGGUAUUAACUCAGUUCAACCUAGUAGUUGUGAGAGUGAACCAAUCAGGAAACAUGCGUCAUUCACCGAAGAAGAUGUAAAAAUAUUUCAAUCAUAUGUUACUUUCUGUGGUAUUGGAUUACACAAUGCACAAAUUUAUGAACAGAGUCGUUUAGAAACUUAUCGGAACCAAGUACUUUUGGAACUUGCACGAAUUAUAUUUUCAGAACAACUUGAUAUAACUCGUCUUAUUUAUUCAGUAUUAUCACACACAAUUUGUUUACUACAAUGUCAACGUUGUCAAUUACUUUUGGUGAAAACAACUUCAUCUAUGUCAUCCUAUUCUUCAAUUGAUGAGAUGGGACCAUUUCAUGAUCAUUUCUCACAAAUCUUUGAAUUAGCAUGGAAUGAAAAAUCAGAUUCGCCUGAUGUUAAGAAAAAAAAGCAUAGUAUCGACGAAGCUCGAUUCCCUGUUCAGUUAGAUUUGGCUAUUCACGUAUUACAAACUGGUGAAUCUCUUCAUGUCAAUAUAAAUGGUACCACUACUAGUUCGAAUAAUAAUAACAAUAAUACUAAUAAUAAUGAAUAUAGGAAAAUUGACAAAACGCUUGAAGAAGAUUUAGAUCCAGUUUGGAGAAGUCGUUCUGUUCUCUGUAUGCCAAUUAAACAUUCCGAUGGUAAAGUAUUAGCUGUAUGCAUAAUAACAAAUAAAUCAACUGUUGAUUUGAGAAUCAAUAAUAAUAAUUUCAGUCAACAAGUUAAGCAUCAAUUCGAUUUCAAACCAGUUACAGAUAGCAUUCAAUAUUCAUCAAAUGAUAAUUUAUCAUCUAAAGAACCCAUUACGAUGUCUUCAUCAAUUAACAAUUGGUCUGGAAUAUUUACUUAUUCGGAUGAAUUUUUAUUUGAAGCAUUUGCUUUAUUUGUUGGUUUGGGUAUUUCAAAUAGUCAACUGUAUGAAAGAGCUAUAAGAAGUGCGGCAAAACAAAAAGUUAUCAUGGAUGUUCUGUCCUAUCAUGCUACAGCGCCGACAUCUGAGGCUAAACGCCUAGCUACAUCACUAAUACCGACUAUGAGAUUUUAUCAUUUAGAUAAAUUUUCAUUUACUGAUGUACGAUUAUCAGAUGAAGAUACUCUGAAAGCAUGUAUACGAAUGUUUCAGGAAAUGAAUUUUAUGAAAUCAAUACAUUUCGAUCAGUUAUCAUUUGCUCGUUGGCUAUUAUCUGUACGUAAAAAUUAUCGUGAAGUUACUUAUCACAAUUGGCGUCAUGCAUUCAAUGUGACUCAGACAAUGUUUUGCAUAUUACUAAAAGGUGAUUUUCAGUCAGUAUUUACAGAUCUUGAGUGUUUAGCGUUGUUAACUGCUUGUCUAUCUCAUGAUAUCGAUCAUCGUGGUACAGAUAAUCAGUUUCAAAUUAAAACAAUGUCUCCAUUAGCUAAACUAUAUUCUACAUCGGUUCUUGAACAUCACCAUUUCAAUCAGUUCAUGAUGAUACUAACCAUAAAGGGUAAUAACUUUUUAUGCAAUCUAAACAGAUCAGAAUAUGAUACUGUUGUGAAAUUAAUUAGAGAAGCUAUAUUGGCUACAGAUCUAUCAAGAUAUUUUGCUAGACUACCGAAAUUUCAACAAACUUUGCAUAAUUUGAAAGAAAUUAAUGAUCACUCUACAAAUUUAUGGCGAAAUGAUCGCGAACAACGUUUAUUACUUGGUUGUAUGUUUAUGACAGCUUGUGAUGUUUCAGCCAUAACAAAACCAUGGCCAGUACAAAAAUUGACAGCUGAAAUGGUUGCCAAUGAAUUUUUUGAACAAGGUGAUUUGGAAAAAGAACGACUGAACGUAACACCAGCUGCAUUAAUGGAUCGUGAACGUAGUAAUGAACUUCCAAAACUGCAAGUCAGCUUCAUCGACUCAAUUUGUAUGCCGAUUUACGAGGCUAUUGUACAAGUUUCUCCAAAUUUCGAACCAUUACUAAAAGGCUGUAAACGUAAUCGUACAUGUUGGCUUAUUCUAUCUGAAAAUGGUGAAGUUGAUCAUUCAUUAUAUGGAUUAAAUGAUGAAUCAGAGACUACACCAGGAACAUUAGUUGGAACUACGGGAAAAUCGAUCACAACAACAACAACGGAAGAAUCAGCACACCUAGAAAAUGUAAACAUAUCCACAUUUGGUAUUAUUACAUCAUUAGGUACAUUGAAUCCAGAUUCAGCUGAACGUAUUGCAAAAAGUAAACCAUUUACAUCAUCAAAUAUUCGUAGAGCUUCUGUAUCAUCAAUGACUACAGUUGGGGGUCAGGAACCACCGAUACAAUGUCAAUCAUCUGUUGAAUCCAAAUAAUGCAUUGAUACAUACACUUGCAUACAUAUUCAUAUAUACUACACACAUUUUGUUUUACCGAUUCACGUGAAUCGACUUAUUCCAGUAUACUGUCUUUCAGGUGUGUUUGUGUGUGUUUAUAAAUGUGCGCGUGCAUGUGCGUUGAUGUUUAUCCGCUUUUAUUUUCACAUCUGUCUUUUGUGUUAUUCGUAAACACGGAGAAUAAUAUAAGAAAGUUAUUAGUGGAUAAUGGAAUGCACUGUUACCACUGAAUAGAUUAAAUAUGUAUUUCUUUUACUAAUAGUACAUAUUUGUAGAGAGGGAAGGGGUGAGGGUAUAUAUUUGUAUGUCUGUGAGAGAGAGCGAGAUCUCUCAAUGUAUAGCUUGUCUGUACAGCAAAUGUAAUUAAUGAUCACUUCACUUUCCAAUUACGUUUUAUUUUCUCAUUUUUUUCUUUAUUUUUAUUGAUAUUCUAUGACGUAAUUCAGAUAGUUUAUUGAUUUCUCAUCUUUAAUUAUGCCUUUUGUUGUUAGGCCUUGUGUUUCUGUUUUACAACCUAAUCUAUCUAUCUGUUUUUGCCAUGACGACAAAUCUCUGAAUGUAUACAUGCAUGUGUGUGUGUUUGUGUGCGUACCGUUUGUUGAAACAGCAUUCUUUUCUUAUUUAAUUAUUUAUUUAUUCAUUUUAUUUUUUUCGUUUUUGUGUUGUUGAACAAAAUGUUGUUCUUAGUUUAAAUGAAAUACAAAGAAUAGCAUUAACUCUACGACCUUUACAUUCAGUCUAAAUUGCGUGAUUAUGUAUUGUUUUACUGCACAGUCAGCACUGUAUUCUUUUUACAUCAUAAUAAUGUAUUGUGAAUAUCAGUAUUAUUUUAGUAUGUUUACAAGGUAUUCAGUCUAGUAUUUUUGCUCUCUACUGAAAUGAAUUAUGUAAAAUUAAUGUAUUUGUUUGUUUGUGCCAUGAAGGAACAAUUCCUUUUGGUUGAUGUUAUUGUUAUUGUCCUCAUCUUGGUUAAUUUAUUCUUCACCCUACAGUUUUCAAAUUUGUCUUCUUUUCAUUCCUCAUCAUGAUUGUUUAAACUGUUUGUUUCUUUAUUUAUUUUUCGUUAGUGUAAGUACUAUUUUCUUCUUGCAUUAUUUGUUAUUAAAGGCUGUGAUUAUUUUCCCAUUUACCUAUGGUAUAUAUAACUAAGUUUUAGUGAUGGACAUCUAUACAAAUGUAAACAUUUAAUGUGGGUAUCUUUUUAAUGAGACAAGAUUGAAAAAUAUAACUUCUUUUUUUAUUACGACAAUAGAUUCACAUGUUUGGUUCCCACUGAUACUAUUCAUCAGCUAAAAUAACAUCUGAUGUUAAUGUGUAUUUCUUACAUAUUUAGUGUUAGAGAUUUAAAUUGUACCUUGGUGUAAGAGUUUAUUCUUAAUGUGUUUUGAUAGUUUUAUACUUAGCAUACAUAAAAACUUGUACAACUUGUGACCAAAAGUAGUAUGCACCACACUAAAUAAAGAGAUAUUAUGAGAAAAUAAAGGAGAGAAAGAGACUACCCAAAAAAAAGAGUAAACAAGAACAGGAAAUAUAAUUCAG